Messenger RNA from Symbiodinium necroappetens, 792 nucleotides. The record is from the annotation of a GenBank genome assembly. NCBI's taxonomy places the organism in Eukaryota, Dinophyceae, Suessiales, Symbiodiniaceae.
AUGCAGGGAAUGAGCGAAGAGGCGAUUCGUGAAGCCGUGCUCUUGGAGACACUUUCACGGCUUCUUCGCGAAAAGAUUGGUGCCGAUGGCGCUUCCCCUGUACCUCCGUGGCGAAGACCUCAAGCAGAAGCCGGAGCCCUUUCCGUCACUUCUGCCAACGGCCCAGCAGUACCACCAGAAGAGCCUGCAGCUACACCGGUGACUGCAGCAGACGUGAUAGGUGCUACAUCAGAGAUCAAAAGAGAGGCUCCCUUGGAGAAGUUCAUCAGAGUAUUUCGGCUCGAUGAACUGGCGGCGAAGUGCCUGUUGAAGCUCCAAGACGACGAAGCUGCCUUCGUGAUCGAGUCCAUCCAGCAUCGUCUGAAGUAUGCGAAAAACCCCUCGGCAGUGGUGAUGAUCGCCAUCAGAGGCGUUGCGGCCAAAGUCGGCCGAAGAUACUACGGCAGCCGUGAGACGGCAGAGGGUGGAGAAUCUCAUGAAGGUGCUGGCGAGCUCAAGAUGAUCGGUGGCUCGCCGGAAGAUGAGACUGAGACCGCGGCUCAAACAGAUCCUUAUCUUGCCGGAGUCAAUGACGACGAAGAGGAGGACGAGGAAGAAGAGGAGCAGGUCGUAGAUGAGGAGGUGGAGCCUGCGUCACGCCAAGGUGCCUCGGAGCCUCCGCUCAAGAAGCCAAGGGCGGAUGUCCCCGAGGAUCGCUUGACCGUUGAGGUUUGGCCGAAAGCAUCGCCGGAUGAGGAUCCGGAGCCUGACGACGCCGAGUUGUUCUUUGUGGACACGGGCAUACAGCAAUGA